This is a messenger RNA of Staurois parvus, 516 nucleotides long. Lineage: Eukaryota; Metazoa; Chordata; Amphibia; Anura; Ranidae. The record is from the annotation of a GenBank genome assembly.
CCGGAGGAGCUGAUUCUAGUUGCAGUUCCCCCUCCAGCUUCUAGGCGUCGCUGUCCGCUCUUCGUCUUGUUUUUGACGGCGAGCCGUCCAGUCCUCUGUUUGCGCAUGCGCCUCUCCAUCUUAUCCACGUGCAGAGCUGUGCUGAGCUUUGGUUCGGCGGGGAGAGUCUGGCGCGCGCGGGGAGAAAUGUAUGAAGGACAACCUGGCCGGGGAGCCCGGAGGAGAGGCACAACCCGUGUGUGUGAGGACAUCGGGGGCCAAGUCUUGGCUUGUGGCCGGCGUGUUUCUCCGGAGGAAUGGGCCGCCAACAUAAAUGCCAUCGGUGCUAAAACAUUGAGGAACGUCUGCUGAAAGUACAUCUAUGACAAGUGUCCUGCUGGAGCUGCACAUGGCCAUCGGUGCUGAAACAUUGAGGAACGUCUGCUGAAAGUACAUCUAUGACAAGUGUCCUGCUGGAGCUGCACAUGGUAGGUAGUUUUUAAUUUUAAAAACAUUUCCUGUAGUUGUGACUUUCAU